AUGGCACAUCUACAUUUAUUAUUAAUGGAGCACUUUUUAGAUUCUCAAAUAUUUGAAAAGAGGCAGACUUAUACAGCAAUAAGUAGAUGUAGCAAUUGGAAUAAUGUUAAAAUUAAAUCUUUAAGUAAAGAGGCAUUCACUGUUGACAAAUCCAUGAUCAAGGAAUAUGAGAGAUUAGAAGCAAAAGUAUCUUAA
Molecule: messenger RNA, 195 nt
Organism: Funneliformis caledonium
Lineage: Eukaryota; Fungi; Glomeromycota; Glomeromycetes; Glomerales; Glomeraceae
Source: the annotation of a GenBank genome assembly